Messenger RNA from Dermacentor andersoni, 1580 nucleotides. Its product is annotated as L-asparaginase 1-like. Gene Ontology annotation, molecular function: asparaginase activity. The record is from RefSeq and is a predicted model, not a curated record. Lineage: Eukaryota; Metazoa; Arthropoda; Arachnida; Ixodida; Ixodidae. Gene Ontology annotation, biological process: amino acid metabolic process.
AUUGCAGGUGGCUCGAGAAACGAAAAGCGCAUGCUGCUCUGUAAAGGCAGCGUUCGUAGCGUGGACGAGCUUCGCCGUUCGUACUUUCUAUAAAUUUCACAAGCGACACUAGCAUUGCGACGCAGAUUUUCAUGAGAAUUAUACGUCCAACUUACUAACCCUUACAUUCAAACCUAAAGGAAACAACGUGGAACAAGGAUGGCCGAGGGGUCUACGACAGACACCUCGUAUGCCCCCAAGGUGCUGCGCUCAUUGACGGGCGACAGAGACGCAUGGCAUUCGUGUACCGGUCCCGAUCAGGCCUGCGUCUUGGUUAUUUACACCGGUGGUACGAUCGGCAUGGUCAAGGACGAAAAAGGGCUUCUCAAACCGGCACCGGGUAUCCUGGACAAGCGCCUGCGUGAGUUUCCGCAGCUACAUGACGAGGAGUACAUGAGGAGCCAAUUCGGUGAUUGCAAGAAUUGUCCACUAGUGUUGCCGUCGACAGGAGAUCCGCGACGAGUGGUGUACACUAUAUCGGAGUACAGUGUACUGAUAGACUCUUCUAACAUCACGGUUAAUGACUGGACGAAAAUUGCCAUCGACAUUAAGGAUAACUAUGACUUGUACGAUGGCUUCGUCAUCCUUCACGGCACGGACACCAUGGCGUACACAUCGUCUGCUCUCUCCUUUCUUCUUGAGUCUCUAGGGAAAUCGGUCAUCCUCACCGGCGCACAGAUUCCUGUAUUCGAAACUCGUAGCGACGGGAGGGAUAACUUGCUGAAUGCCCUGAUCUUAGCUGGGAACUACGUAAUACCGGAAGUGACGCUAAUGUUCCAUGAUCAACUGUUUCGCGGAAACCGAGUCAGCAAGUUCAGCAUAUCUGACUUGGAUGCCUUCGCAUCAUUCAACAUGCCCCCGCUUGCGACCAUCGGUGUCAACGUUGAAAUCAACUGGGAUCUCAUCUUGCCGCCUCCAGAAGGUACAUUCUACGCCCACACGGUUUUGAACAGACAUGUGGGCAUACUUCGCCUAUUUCCCAGCAUUACAGUUGAAUUGGUGGAGGCCUUCUUUGGAACACCAAUGAAGGGUGUCGUACUGCAAACCUAUGGUGCGGGCAACGUACCCACGAAGCGCAAGGACAUCAUGCACGCCAUUCGCCGCGCCACAGAGCGGGGCGUCCUCAUAGUGAGCUGUUCUCAGUGUCUUAAUGGAGCCGUGGAUCCCGCCUAUGAGACAGGGCGCGAACUGCUCAAUGUCGGAGCAAUACCUGGUGCGGACAUGACACCAGAAGCGGCGCUAACAAAGCUCAGCUUCGUUAUUUCCAAGACGGAAUGGACGGAUAAAAAGAAAAGAGAGAAACUCAAGGAAAGCCUCCGCGGAGAGCUCACCACAGGCUCCGAACGUGGGUUUAAUGUCCAAUACAACGUGGCCAACAUUUCACCUUGGAAGAGGUUGCUUAUACAUUGAGUGCGCUUCUUGUGUUGUGUUUCUUGCAUGCGAUGCCGGUCUGAGAGUGGUUGCCGACUAAGGCCUACCCAUUGUACGAGAGUGUUCUAAAUAAACAUAAAUAAUUACCAAUUUAGUUUCAAUACUUGAAG